UUUCUUAUAUAUACCCAUUCGCCCCGUUAACGCACGUGGCCCGUGCUCCCCUUUGGAAGUUUUCUGAAAAUCGAAAACACAGAGCUGAAUAGUUGCCGCAGUAUCAGUGGUACGAGCGUCCGUGCAGCACAUAGUCCGAGUAAAAUCCACAAAUAUCUCCACGUGAACAUCUGCUCUGUAGCGCCGCAAAUAUGUUCGCAAGGAGCCUUGGGCGAGAAGCGCUUAAGCGGGUCGCUGGACACCCGUGUAUGAUCCCCCAAAUGGGCCAUGUCAGAAACGAAGUGAAGAACGCAAACAUGUUUACGAAGAGAGGCAUAACUUUUUCGAGAAUACAUUUAACGCACUACUUGGAGGAUUACUAUACGUCGGCGGAAAUUGCAACGAACAUGGUGUCACCCAUGUCUGAGUACGUUUGGUGGAGCUGGCUAUUCCUGCAGGCCACCAUCGUCUUUGGAACUCUGCUCCACUCCAACUAUUACUUCACGGGGAAGCCUCUGCCCAAAGUUCAAGGAAACUCCCAGUUGUGUGAAGAUUCAUGGUGAAGUCUUCUCACCAUGUAUGGGAUGAACCGAUAGAAGGACGCCCCCACCUAUGGAGAGAACACCUCAUUUAAAAACUUUUUCGAUUUUUUUUUUAUAUCUCUCCAUUGUGUAGUGUGUUACGUGCGUAUCCUUCCCGCGCCCCGUUUUGUUUUUCAUGUAAUU
This is a messenger RNA of Plasmodium cynomolgi strain B, 704 nucleotides long. RefSeq lists its product as hypothetical. Lineage: Eukaryota; Apicomplexa; Aconoidasida; Haemosporida; Plasmodiidae. The transcript has 2 exons. The coding region runs from base 192 to 542 and encodes 116 amino acids. The record is from RefSeq and is a predicted model, not a curated record.